Molecule: messenger RNA, 1056 nt
Organism: Ustilaginoidea virens
Lineage: Eukaryota; Fungi; Ascomycota; Sordariomycetes; Hypocreales; Clavicipitaceae
Exons: 5
Coding region: 1-1056 (351 amino acids)
Molecular function (GO): oxidoreductase activity
Source: RefSeq, a predicted model, not a curated record
AUGCUAUCUCGGGUGAAUGUAAAGAAACCCUGCUACAAUUCAGUCGAGGAGCCAGCAUCAGGAGCCAGACACUGUUCCGAAACCCCAGGCCAAAAGAUCCGGUCAAUUUCUUUCUACCUUGUCACGGCAAUAAUCACCGUGCUAUUAAUUGCGGGAUCUUUUGUUCAACUAAAUCUAUCCAUCAGAUCGACAUGCGAGAGUCCGCCUGUAAGACGGGAGUGGCGGUCAUUGACAAGUGAUGAAAAGAGAAACUUUACACGGUCAGUCAACAUCCUUGCGGGCAUUCCCUCGUCGCGACGUAGCAACGGGACGAUUUACGACGACUUUGCCAUCUUGCAUGGAUCAAUCGGCUCAUACGCUCACCGUUCUGCGUCGUUCUUGCCCUGGCAUCGUUACACCUUGAUUGUGUUUGAGAAUACUCUGAGAAAACACGCAGGCUUUACUGGUCAGAUUCCAUACUGGGACUGGUCUCUGGACUGGAUGGACCUGGCCAACUCGUCAAUAUGGGACAGUGUCCAUGGUUUCGGGGGCGACGGCGACCCUUUCGGACCGGAGACGGUGGGCGAAGGACGCUGCAUAGUCGACGGGCCGUUUGCCAAGCUGCGGCCUAUCCUAUACAACCACACCUUUACUCAGCACUGCAUCUCUCGCGGGUUCCACGACGGAAAUCAGAUGGGCCGCUUGCCCGGAGCAGCGUACAGCCCUGAGAAGAUGGGAGAGAUUCUCCGAAAGCCGCGGUACAAGGACUUUGUGCGCGAGCUGGAGAUCUACUUGCACGGGUCGCUGCAUCAGUCUGUAAAUGGGGACUUUAAAGCCAUGACGGCGGCGAAUGAUCCUCUUUUUUACGUGCAUCAUGCACAACUCGAUCGCGUAUGGUGGCAAUGGCAGCAGCAGGAUCCGAGGUCCCGACUGACUCAGUACGAAGGAAAACACAUGUUCAACUCGACGGGAAACGCAACAGUCAGUGAUAUGCUCAUGUAUGGGGGCUUCACGGAUGAUGUGUCCGUUUCCAGCGUCAUGAACACAGAGGGCGGCUUCUUAUGUUACAAAUACUAG